Molecule: messenger RNA, 705 nt
Organism: Rhinocladiella mackenziei CBS 650.93
Lineage: Eukaryota; Fungi; Ascomycota; Eurotiomycetes; Chaetothyriales; Herpotrichiellaceae
Exons: 2
Coding region: 1-705 (234 amino acids)
Source: RefSeq, a predicted model, not a curated record
AUGAAUGUUUUUCUCUUCGCCUCCCUUCUUUUGGUUACCUCGUUCGCGAGGGCAUGGCCUACCAUCGUUCAACGUACUCCAACCCUCGGGGGGCCGCCACCGGAACUUCUUCGAUAUCUUGAGGCCACUGACGAUAGUACCGGGUCGAACAGUAGACGGAGUAUCGGGCCUCAGAUCGGUGGAUAUCAUGACCUUCCGGAGGAGCUACGACAUACUUUCAGUACCCUGGAUAAACGUGAUCACCGGCAGAACUGUGGACCAAAUCGAGACGGCAACGUGAUGACUUGGGUACCCGUGGAGACCUGGAUCACUACUGCGGCGACAUUCUGUAACGAGGCUGCCGGCCCCGAUACAGUUAUCCCGGUGGAGAGAGACUCGUGCUCCGACGACAACAACCCUGAGUGUCAUCAGGGAUGGUUUUGGAAGUCAUACGACGUUACCUUGACCGCGCAGGACGAGCGAUCCCAAGGCGACCCUGGGCAUGUGAACUUCUUUAUCCGCAAUACUAAGCGAAGCCCCGCCGGCGGUCUCAGUUUCGAGGACUGUAUGCUCUACCAGAGAAAGCAGUCCAACGGGCCUGACGUGGGCGCGUCUAGGUGCUGGGGCUCGAAGAACAACGACACUAGGGGUGGUGCGUGGAGCGUCGAUUCGUUUGGGCAGGUCGGAGGAUACAUUUACAGCGGUCAUGUCACUCAGGCGUUCUAA